Molecule: messenger RNA, 1539 nt
Organism: Talaromyces amestolkiae
Lineage: Eukaryota; Fungi; Ascomycota; Eurotiomycetes; Eurotiales; Trichocomaceae
Exons: 3
Coding region: 1-1539 (512 amino acids)
Molecular function (GO): FAD binding
Source: RefSeq, a predicted model, not a curated record
AUGAUGGAACACCUUGAACUCCUCGAUACCAUGAACCAGACUGGUUACAUCGCACGCAAUAGCGUCACUUUUAAGGAUGGAAAACGAGUGACUUCGCGCGGAUGGCAGAAGGUCUUUGAACGUAUGGGCGGUACAUACCUCGACUACUGCCUCAACAUCCGUCAAAAGCGGUCCGAGGACAUCUUUCGAAAGGCAUACCGCAAAUUAGGAGGAAAACCGCACGCUGGCUGGAAACUUAUAUCGUUUCAUAUCGACCAUGAUAGCAAGGAUGACCACAAGGUUUUAUUGCAGAUAAGUGACGUUAAAACCAUGGAAGUCAUGACGGUUAAAGCGAAAUACUUGGUUGGAACAGACGGUGGCAAGUCUCUAGUACGACAAAUCGCCUCGAUCCCUUUCAACGGUGCAAAUACCAAGUCUAAAUGGGUACAAAUCGACGGUGACUUUGAAACCAAUAUGCCUGAUUCCGAUAUUGGGUUUGCAUCUAUCGAGUCCAAGAGCCAUGGCAAUGUCAUUUGGGUUCAGCUUGAGAAAGGUGAAAAACGCAUUUGGUUUGCCUUGAACGAUGAGAUGUCAGCCAAGUAUGGGCGUUGCUUGAAGGAAGAAGAGGCAAAGGAGGAAGCUAUUAGAGCUAUGGAGCCAUUUACGCUAGAGGUCAAGAGUGUCAAUUGGUUCACUAUGUAUAGGCGUCAUAGCAUCCAUCAGAAAAUUGCGCAGACUUUCAUCAUGGAAGAUAGAGUUUUGUUAGCUGGCGAUGCUUGCCACACCCAUUCUUUCGCAGCUGCACAAGGUAUGGACACUGGUAUUCACGACGCCUACAAUCUAGCAUGGAAGCUGGCUGGAACAAUCAAAGGCUGGUAUAGCAACAAAGUACUGAAGACCUACGAUACCGAGCGUCACCCGGCAGCCGAACGCUUGAUAGAACUUGACAAGACAUUCUCUACACUCAUAUCUGGCCAGAUACCUGAGAAAUACCAAGCAAACCACAAGGACGCGAAUGAACCGUUGAACAAGCUAUUCGAAGAGACUGCAGAUUUCAAUGUUGGUCUUGGAAACCAAUACGAGGAGCAUAUCCUCAACAAAGCACCUUCAGCCGGCAUGAUUUCUGCAGGUUCUAAGGCACCAGAUGCACUUGUAUACCCACCAGGUUCUCAUUUCCCAGUUUGUUUGCAUACCCUGACCAAAUACAUGGGUAGAUGGAAAAUUAUGCUCUUUGCGGGACAGUAUGAGCUCACACACGAGAAAUUGCCUGUUGCCGCCAAGCAGUUGAACGAUCUUGCACAGAUCCUUCCUUCAGGUGUAACUAGACUCAUUACGAUUGUCGCCAGCAGCAUGGCAGCUGUACCUUCCAUCGUUACGAAGGCUGGAUUCAUGUAUUAUGAUCAAGAUCGAUCGGCGCAUAUGGCUUACAGCAUUUCUCCAAAGACUGGUGCAGUGGUGGUGGUCCGACCUGAUGGUAUGCUAGGGCACGCGACGACUCUGAAAGAUACUUUUACUGUCGCCACGUACCUGACUAGUUUUAUGAAGGUUCUGCGUGGUUGA